ACAAUAAUCUCUACUGCAUCUUUCUCACUCUGAGAAAGACUCUCUUUCUGUAUAAAACCCUAGCAUAUCGAAAAUCUCCAAUUUCAAUCCUCUCUACAGCUCAGUUUUUUUUUUCUUUUUAAAUCUAAAUUUGUGGGGUUUUCUUUGGUGUGGAGCUGGUUUGAUGCGGCUUGUUUUUGAGAUUUUUGAUCGAGUCUUGGAGAAAAAAGAAUGCCAGCCGCAGCAAUCUUAUCGCUUCCAGCACCUCCUGUUGAUGGAGAUGGGUCUCCUCCUCCACCAUCCCAAGUGAUAGAACAGCAGCCAAGGGAAGGUAGACCGGAAAAUGAGGAGCAGAACAGAGCACCAGUUGCGACCCAUACGAGAACCAUUGGAAUUAUCCAUCCUCCACCGGAUAUUAGGAGUAUUGUUGAUAAAACCUCGCAGUUUGUGGCAAAAAAUGGACUUGAGUUUGAGAAGAGGAUUAUUGCAAACAAUGCUAAUAAUGCCAAGUUCAAUUUUUUGAAUCCAUCGGAUCCAUAUCAUGCUUAUUAUCAGCAUCGUUUGACAGAAUUUCGUGCACAGAAUCAAGCUCCUGGACAGCAGCCUACUUCACAGCCUGCGGAUUCAGCUGCCCCUGAUUCAGCUCCAAAACCUGAUUUAGCUGCUGAUUCAAAUGAAGCAGCUACCAAACCGGAUCCUGCAGCCCAGUUUAGACUACCUCCUCCUAAGGUUCUUGAACCCCCAGAAGCAGAGCAGUAUACUGUUCGGCUUCCAGAAGGAAUUACUGGAGAGGAACUUGAUAUUAUUAAGCUCACGGCUCAGUUUGUAGCUCGAAAUGGGCAAACAUUCUUGACUGGAUUGACGAACAGGGAGAUGAACAAUCCUCAGUUCCACUUUUUGAAGCCAACCCACAGCAUGUUCACCUUUUUUACUGGACUUGCUGAUGCAUAUUCUAAAGUUUUGAUGCCUCCCAGGGGUUUGACUGAGAAGCUGACAAAGAGUGUUGAUGACAUGACCACUGUGCUUGAAAGGUGCUUGCAUCGCCUUGAAUGGGAACGCUCACAGGAGCAGGCAAGACAGAAAGCUGAGGAUGAGAUUGAACAGGAGCGGAUGCAAAUGGCAAUGAUUGAUUGGCAUGAUUUUGUUGUGGUUGAGACAGACUUUGCAGACGAUGAAGAUGAGGACUUGCCCCCUCCAAUGACACUUGAGGAGGUUAUAAGGAGGAGCAAGAUAUCUGCUAUGGAUGAAGAUGAAAUCAUUGAGCCUGGAAAGGAGAUGGAAAUGGAAAUGGACGAGGAAGAGAUGCAGCUAGUCGAGGAAGGCAUGAGGAUUGCAAGUAUCGAAGAGAAUGAUGGUGAGAAAGACACAAGGACAAAUGAGGAAGCAGAACCACCUAUGAGGAUUGUGAAAAAUUGGAAGAGACCUGAGGAGAGAAUCCCUGCUGAAAGAGACCCAACAAAGUUUGUUGUUUCCCCUAUCACUGGUGAGCUAAUUCCCAUUAGUGAGAUGUCCGAGCAUAUGAGAAUUUCCCUCAUUGAUCCUAAGUACAAGGAGCAAAAGGAAAGGAUGUUUGCCAAGAUUCGGGAAACUACUCUUGCUCAGGAUGAUGAGAUCUCCCGAAACAUAGUGGGACUUGCACGAUUACGUCCUGAUAUCUUUGGCACAACGGAGGAAGAAGUUUCUAAUGCUGUGAAGGCUGAAAUUGAGAAGAAGAAAGAUGAGCAGCCGAAGCAGGUUAUAUGGGAUGGUCACUCGGGAAGCAUUGGGCGCACUGCAAACCAAGCUAUGUCUCAGAAUGCUGGUGAGGAUCAAAAUGAAGCUGUUAAUAAUGAUGCAAGGAACCUUCCAGGCCCAGCAGCUCCCCCUCCCCGACCUGGUGUGCUGCCAGUCCGUCCCCUCCCUACACCACCAGGACUGCAGUUGAAUCUUCUUCGUGUACCUCCAAAUACAGUUCAAUAUUCUGGUUCAGCUGGUGGGGCAUAUCCUGUACCUCCACAAAGGCCGGCUGGUAUUCCAAUGAUGCAGCCAAAUUACCCCCCUCCUCCUCCAAUGCAAAUGGCAUCUGGACAGCAACCCAUUAUGGUAAAUCGACCACCCGCUAUGCCUCCAUCUAUGUCUGGGAAUCCAAGCAUGCAUGUGCCGCCACCACCUGGAUCUCAAUAUAAUUCUAUGGCAGUUCAUCGACCUUUUGUCCCUCUUCCUGUACCCCAACCCGGAUUGCCUAUGAUGCCUCCACCACCUCCUUUGCCUCAAGGAAUGCCUCCACCACCUCCACCUGAGGAUGCUCCUCCUCCACUUCCAGAUGAGCCAGAGCCCAAGAGGCAGAGGCUUGAUGAUUCUGCGCUUGUUCCAGAAGAUCAGUUUCUGGCUCAACAUCUGGGAACUGUGCGCAUCACUGUUGCCGUUCCCAAUCUUGAUGAAGGAAAUCUCAAAGGGCAAGUUCUGGAGAUUAUGAUGCAGUCCUUGUCCGAAACUGUUGGCAGCCUGAAGGAAAAAAUUGCUGGAGAGAUCCAACUUCCUGCCAACAAACAGAAAUUGAGUGGAAAAGCUGGUUUUCUCAAAGAUAAUAUGUCACUUGCAUAUUACAAUGUUGGACCAGGAGAGUCUCUGUCUCUCUCGUUGAGAGAGCGUGGUGGUAGAAAGAGAUGAAGAGGCUAUUCGAAGUGGCCCAUUCAAGGUUUUUGAUAGAACUUUCUCAUCACCAGAGAUUUUCACAUAUUCCUAUGGGACUUUGUUAUUUUGCUUCCUUUGAUGCUAUGCUGGAAAUUAUAAUGGCAAUGUAUUGUUAGUAUGAUUAUAUGAAUCAUUGUUGCUAUGUUGAAUUUUCAUAUUUGAACUGAUAGCAAGUGGUAUCUAAUACAGAUAUGGCGUCAUGGCAAGUGUUUCUUUAAGGGCAGUGGAAAGUAGACCAGUUUCUUUUGCCUAGGAACGGCAAGCCAUCUGCAUACAUCACUAACUACUGCUUCCUUCUGCUUUGCAGUUGUUUCUCUGGAAAAUAAGUGCUUCAUGGUCUUAUUUUGUUUUUUUUUUUUUUUUUUUGAGUUCUUGUUAUCAAUAAAUUGAUGAUAUUUUAUGGACUCAAUUUUUCUUCUCUUUUUUAGUUUUGUCGCUGCAAGUUCUUUUCUUGGUAAAUGCAGUGACGUGGAUGGUCAUUUACUAGAACUAGGCUUUGUUUUGUAGGUAAGUGAUUAUGCCUGGGCUGUAGGGAUGAGUGGGUGCAUGCAGAUUAUACUAAGCACCCAACUUUCUUUCUCUUGUGGAGGGAGUAUGCUUCAAUAGUUUGUUUCUAUUUUCCUGUCAUGCUUUCCUUUAACUAGCCAAAUAGCUAGCAGUGAGUUGGUGUUUUCUGAUACUUUUCUUCUAUGGCAACAGAAAAGCAACUAACUUGUAAUGGAUGGAAUGAUCUCUGCAACCCAGUGCAUUUUAGCUGAGGCAGUGUUUACUACGGUUCAUUGCUAUUACAAGGAGGCUGCCGAUUGGCUUAAAUAUUGAUUUUUUUUCUUCUGGGAUGUGGCUUAAAAAUCUUUGUUUUUAGCUGGAUAUGGUAGAUCACAACAUUAGGUAGUUUAUGGAUCUAUACAAUUGUCUGAUCUUUCUGUUCUAUAAUCCUUUAGUAUUUUCUCUAAUAUGUUGCUCCUUUGUGAGUCGAGAAAUUGGAAUUAGAAACUGAUUUCAAUGGUAGCCACCAA
Populus euphratica (Euphrates poplar) is the source of this 3668-nucleotide messenger RNA. RefSeq names its product probable splicing factor 3A subunit 1. The record is from RefSeq and is a predicted model, not a curated record. Lineage: Eukaryota; Viridiplantae; Streptophyta; Magnoliopsida; Malpighiales; Salicaceae. Gene Ontology annotation, biological process: regulation of alternative mRNA splicing, via spliceosome; mRNA cis splicing, via spliceosome. Gene Ontology annotation, cellular component: catalytic step 2 spliceosome; U2-type prespliceosome; U2 snRNP. Gene Ontology annotation, molecular function: RNA binding; protein binding.